Megalops cyprinoides (Indo-Pacific tarpon) is the source of this 2188-nucleotide messenger RNA. RefSeq names its product transcription factor 25 (basic helix-loop-helix) (gene tcf25). Gene Ontology annotation, cellular component: RQC complex. The transcript has 18 exons. Gene Ontology annotation, molecular function: protein binding. The coding region runs from base 101 to 2161 and encodes 686 amino acids. The record is from RefSeq and is a predicted model, not a curated record. NCBI's taxonomy places the organism in Eukaryota, Metazoa, Chordata, Actinopteri, Elopiformes, Megalopidae.
UGUUGUGUGUCGGCUGAUGUGGUUUAGAUUGUUCGGUUAGGUUACCUACCUAGAAGAGUGUGGUUAGGUAGCUAUUACCCAGUUAUCUGGUCCCUGGACGAUGUCGAGUCGUGCUCUGCGGAGACUGAAGGGGAAACAGCGAGGACAGGAGGCCCUAGAUCUUGGAUAUUUACAGCUAGACGUGGGAGAAGAGGCAGCGGAGUUGGGGGAAGAGGAUGAACAGGACGAAGGUCCUUUAGAGCCAGCCAAGAAGAGCAGCAGCCGGAAAGCGAAGAAAAACAAGUCGCAGAAAAACCUCAGCAAUAUUUACGAGCUGAUAUGCGAUGCUGAAACUGAGUCAGAGAAACCCACCGACGAAGAACUGGGCGUCGGUUUAGGACACCUAGAUGGUGAGGAGAGCAAGGAGAAGAGAGACAGCCAGGAGACUGAGAAAGGCGAAAGGCAGCCUGAGCCGGAGACAGAACCGUGCAAUGUGGGGAGCAAGGCAAGCAGAAAGAAGAAAAAGAAGAAGAAAAAGACCACAACAGGAGACACACAGCAGGUGGAGGCAGCAGGAGAUGAUAUUGAUGCCUUGCUGGAGACUAUUGAGAAGACGAACGGUAUUUCCUAUCAGAACGAGAGCUGUGGCAGCUCAGAUAACCGUUCCGUGCUGUAUGUCGAGCAUAAGAAUCUGAAUCCAGAGACGGAACUGAAAAGAUACUUUGGAGCCCGUGCAGUGUUAGGUGACCAGAGGCCCCGGCAGAGACAAAGACAGUUUCACCGCAGCACGUGGAUGACAGUCCUCAAAGACACCUGGCCACGCUUCAGUAGACCAGGGAUCUCCAUGAGUCUCCUGGAGUCCAAAGAAGGCCUGCAGUAUUUCACCUUUGAGCACAACAGAGACUACCAGCAAGUGCAGUUUAAGUUCCUGGAUGCUGUUGAGUCCAUGGAUCCCAACAACAUUGUGGCACUGCUGCAGAUGAACCCCUAUCACAUCGACUCCCUGCUGCAGCUCUCAGAUGUGUGUCGCAUCCAGGAGGACCAGGAAAUGGCCCGGGACCUUGUUGAGAGAGCUCUGUACAGCUUUGAGUGUGCGUUCCACCCUGUAUUCAGCCUGACAUCAGGGACUAGCCGACUGGGCUAUCUGCGGCCAGAGAACAGGGCAUUUUAUCUGGCUCUCUUUAAGCACAUGAUGUUCCUGGAGAAGAGAGGCUGCCCCAGGACAGCCCUGGAGUACUGCAAGCUCAUCCUGAGCUUGGACCCUGAAAAUGACCCUCUGUGCAUGCUGCUACUGGUUGACUACCUUGCCCUGCGCUCACGGGAGUACUCUGCCCUAAUCCGACUCUAUGAAGAGUGGGAGGUGCAUAGAAACUUGUCCCAGCUUCCCAACUUCGCCUUCUCGGUGGCCCUGGCCUACUACCACCUGAGCCAGCAGGAUGACAUGGUUCAAUCUGAGAGUGCCCGCAUGAAGCAGAAGUCUGACCAGUUGCUGCAGACUGCCCUCAUCAUGUUCCCUAGUGUGCUCAUGCCCCUGUUGGACUUGUGCACGGUACAGCCUGAUGCCACCGUGUCCUCACAUGUGUUCUUUGGACCCAAAAGCCAAAUGGGGCAGCCCCCGGCCCUCAACGAACUGGUGUCCCUGUAUGUGGGGCGCAGCUACGCGCUCUGGAAGGAGGGUGGGGUCAUGGUGUGGCUGGAAGGCAAUGUUGGGGAGGUCCUGCGUAGAGUGGACUCCAAGGAUCCCUUCGUUGAAGACUGCGAGAACAAGAGAAAGCUGAGAUAUCAGAGCGCCCCAAGGAACAUCCAUCGUCAUGUCAUCCUGUCUGAGAUAAAGGAGGCCACUGCUACUCUGCCUCUGGAAGUGACCACUCAGCCCCUGAUGGGGUUUGACCCUCUCCCUCCUCUGGACUCUGUGGUGUCCUACACCAGGCCUGAGAGGCAAAAUGGCGCAGCCUCCAAUGAGAGCACCUUGUCCCUAUUUUUCCGUUCCCUAUUGCCAAACUUCAACAUGCAGGGUGGUGUGCGGCCCGAGGACGACCGAGAGGUGGCUCGUGCUGGACGAGAGCUCAACCAGGAGGUCAACCGGCUGAUGGUGGCCAUGAGAGACAUGCUGGCCAACAUUCAGUUCCAGGAGCCACCUCGAGAGGAUAACCCAGAGAGGGACGAGGAAGAGUGGGACUGAGAGAGGGAGACAGGAAAGAGUAGCAGG